UUUUUACUGUUGUUCAUCCCCCUUUGACAUAACCACUUCUGCCGUCAACCGGCACCUAGAGCCCCUAAGCUGAAGAAAUCCCACUCGUUGGCGACAACACCGCACGUUCUAGCAUAUUGACCGCUUUCACUCACAGCUCUACUAGUGAUAGCUUGCCUCCUUCACUGUUGCUUCCGAUGGUCCUCCUGUUUGCCCCAUCCCUCCCUGAAGUGUUAUAAGUACAUCGACAGUACACACACCUCCCAUCGGCUCUUGAUCACCCCUUGUUACCGUGAACCUGGAUGAUUCCUCCGAAGGCCGACUGAGAUGGCGAUGAUGAAUCAACCGCGUCGCAAGGCGCUCCUCAUCGGUAUUAACUACUUUGGCUCAGGACACCAACUGGAAGGCUGUAUCGACGACGUGCGCAACGUACAGGAGUUCCUGCUGUCACGCAACUACAGCACUCAUCCGAGAGACAUGGUCGUCCUCACGGACAAUAGUGAUCCGAGGGGCCCGUACUUUCCGACAGGCCACAACAUCAUGGCGGCGAUGCGGUGGCUCGUGAGUGAGCCUGGAUGUUUGUGCUUUUUACACUACAGUGGACAUGGAGGGCAGGUGCCUGAUAAUGGGGAUAGGAGGAGCUCGAGUGGCUUCGAUGAUACGAUUGUCCCGGUGGACUUUGAAAGGAAUGGACAGAUUCCGAGUGGGGUGUUGCACCGGGAGUUGGUGAGUGGGUUGGCGAACGGCUGUGUUUUGAGUAUUGUGUUUGAUUGUUGUCACAGUGGUUCAGCAGUCGAGCUGCCAUUCGUGUAUAGGACGGAUGACGAUGGCAACGUCAACUUGAUGGACAACUUAAAACAAGGAGCUGAGUUGAUCGGGGAGGCAAGCCACCUGAUUCGAGGUGACUUCUCAUACGACUCAGAGGGAGAAGCGAGGCAUUUGCUGGCGGGAGCCACGAGUUUCUUUCGAUCACUGAAGCAUGAAUACGAUGGAGACUAUCAAGAAGGCCUACAAGAAAACAACGAUUACGACGACUGGGCACGGGAGGGGAAGAGUGUGUUCAUGUUCUCGGGGUGUAAAGACGAGCAGACCAGCGCUGAUGCAUUUAUCAAUGGGCGACACGUUGGCGCCAUGUCCUGGGCGUUCUUGGAGACGAUGAAGACUGAUUAUUAUUGGAAUAUCUCUUACAUUCAGAUUCUGCAAAAUGCGAGGGCGUUGUUGCAGGAAAACUACUCACAGAUACCACAGUUGAGCUGUGGGUUCCAGUUCAAUCUGAACAGUCCCUUUAGGAUCUGAUUGAUAACUCAACAUGCAAGGGCAAAGAGGACGGCAGGAUCGUGAAGAUAAAGUCUCUGAGGACGAUAGGACGAUAGGUCAAUUCGACCAUUUGGCAGUCAUGAACGUAUGAUCUUCGAGCCUAUUAUGCUUGAUCAUGGUAGUUGGGAUUAUUUAUUGAGGUAGUUUGGUCGUCAUUGUAGAAGUUGACUGAAUCAGACUGAGUGAUGCCUGAGACAAGAAAAUGACUGGGAUGCAUCAAGUCAGC
Messenger RNA from Exophiala oligosperma, 1522 nucleotides. RefSeq lists its product as uncharacterized. Gene Ontology annotation, biological process: proteolysis. The transcript has 5 exons. Lineage: Eukaryota; Fungi; Ascomycota; Eurotiomycetes; Chaetothyriales; Herpotrichiellaceae. The record is from RefSeq and is a predicted model, not a curated record. Gene Ontology annotation, molecular function: cysteine-type endopeptidase activity. Bases 307 to 1275 code for a protein of 322 amino acids.